AUGGACUAUGAAGCAGAAACACUUCAUUUAUAUCUAGGCCGGCUGACCGAAAGAUACUUACUCGAUUUCCAUGCUCUCUGGUCUUCAGAAGAAAACCUUAAGUGGUCAGUUCGACCGCCCAUGAAGACAUUGGAACAGUCAAGCGAUUGGAUGAAACAGGCGUUUUCAGUUGAAAAUCCCAAUCUCGAUAAGUUUGCGAUUAUUAUCAAGCCACAAUUCGAUGCUUUUCACACAGAAGAACGUGGAACUCAGCCAAGAAUGAUUGGAAUCUGUGGGACUCUUGGAGAAGGUGCUGAGAUAAUGUAUAUGCUGGAUCAUCACUAUUGGAGGAAAGGAUAUGCGACGGAGGCUUUAAAUUCUUUAGUGGGACCAGAAGGUACCUUUUGGAAGUUUCCUAAUCGUAAGCAUAUUAAGACUUUGACAGCACAUAUUGACGCGGACAACCUCGCAUCCAUAAAGACGAUUGCUAAGGUCGGAGGCAGGGAAGGCGAGAGACAAGUGAAGUGCUACUCUUUAGCGAGAGAUAGGAGUGAGGACGGCAUGGUGCCAAAAGAGAAGCUAAGAGAUAUGUCAAUAGGCACCGCCUCUCCUGUUCCUCAACUCAUUUUGCUUGCGACAGUGAAUCUCACAUUACCGCGCACUGAAAUCAUCAAGCACUCCGGACCCAGUCAUUCGAUGGCUCACCUCACUCCCAACAACCUUGAAUCGGCGACAUCAAUUACCUCAUUAGUAAUUGUCUCUCAAGACCCGGAAGCCUUGCAGCAUCAGCAGGACAAUGAAGCAUCAGUACUCUACAUACUCAUCCACUUCACGACUUGCCCAAAUUGUCGGGCCCCAUGCCAAAGAGCCGGUGGAACCAACCAAAUGAAAUGUAUCUGCAACCACCAAUUCGACUAUAGCUGUGGCCAUUCAUUGGAUCCGACUCGUGAAGCAAGUUGCAGAAAGUGCAGACAGUAUGAAACAUUCAUACAAUUUGCUGAUAUCUUUACUGAAGCUAUGACACCACCGGGACCAGAGUCCCAAGCACGUAAGCAUCUCAUUCGUGGUCUGAAAGAUUCUGAUUAA
Molecule: messenger RNA, 1065 nt
Organism: Mollisia scopiformis
Lineage: Eukaryota; Fungi; Ascomycota; Leotiomycetes; Helotiales; Mollisiaceae
Exons: 6
Coding region: 1-1065 (354 amino acids)
Molecular function (GO): acyltransferase activity, transferring groups other than amino-acyl groups
Source: RefSeq, a predicted model, not a curated record